AUGAAUCCAAAACCGACUUAUCAGCCCGAUCAAUAUCAACAACAACAACAGAUGUAUCAAGCAUCCGAUGGGAAAUGGUAUCCUACAAGCUCGAUGCCUCAGGGAUGGCAACAGCAACAACCAGGAUAUGGAUAUGGACAACAGCCUUAUGGCCAACAACAACCGAUGUACCCUAAUUCACAACCUGUCUAUGUACAACAGCAAGGUGGAAGAGGUGCGGGAGCAGCCGGAGCAGGGAUGGGUGUAUGUGCCGCUCUGUGUGGAGCUCUCCUUUGUUUCGAUCUGGGAGCAUGUCUGUUCUAA
This is a messenger RNA of Kwoniella mangroviensis CBS 8507, 303 nucleotides long. RefSeq lists its product as uncharacterized. The transcript has 4 exons. Lineage: Eukaryota; Fungi; Basidiomycota; Tremellomycetes; Tremellales; Cryptococcaceae. Bases 1 to 303 code for a protein of 100 amino acids. The record is from RefSeq and is a predicted model, not a curated record.